This is a messenger RNA of Coffea eugenioides, 953 nucleotides long. RefSeq names its product tobamovirus multiplication protein 2B. The transcript is spliced from 6 exons. The record is from RefSeq and is a predicted model, not a curated record. NCBI's taxonomy places the organism in Eukaryota, Viridiplantae, Streptophyta, Magnoliopsida, Gentianales, Rubiaceae. The coding region runs from base 82 to 588 and encodes 168 amino acids.
AAAUAUUUGGUUAUGCUUUUCCAUUCUUGCAUGGAUGGUGGAUUUUGUGAAGAAACUACAAAUCAAACAUAGAAAAUCUUCAUGAUUGCCAACAGGGUUGAAGAAGCAGAGUACAGCAGAAUCCCCAUAUCAACCUCAAUAUCAUCAUCAAAGUCCAAGAAGAAGAUGGCCACAUCAACAUCUACUGCAGCUUCUUCUGCGACUAGCAAUGGCAGCAGCAGCAGCAGAGAAGGGUCAGCAAAAUCCAUAGCGGCUGAUCAAAUUUCCCAGGCCAUUCAAUCCACAUCCAAUCUCCUCCACCUCAUGCUUCAGUCUUCCCCUGCUCAGGCUGAGUUACUGAAGCUUCCAAGAAGCCUUUUGGCGAAGACACCUACUAUAAAAAACACAGAGUUGGUGUUGGAACAGAUGCCUCAUGUAAUAUCAUCUUUGGAUGCGCAUGUGGAUAAUUCUUUACAGAGUGUUCCACAUCUGAAAACUGUUAUCCAGUUACUUUCAAAUAUUGAAAGCUGCCAGCUUAAAUCUUUAUCCAAGGUUCAACUGGAACAAGAGAAAAUUGAAACAUCAGAGCAACCUCAAGAAUCAGGCUAAAGAACCAUGAAAUUCGCUGAAGCGGCCUACAAGGGUACAUAGCAAGUCAAUGCUACAAGGUUGAGCCAUCAAGAACCACCCCAAUUUUCCGAGUCAAAGACUAUAAGCUUGGGCCAUCAUGAACCGUCCAACAUUCAAAUUCACACUAGUUUGUGGCACACAAGCAAUCUUGUCUUAGACUCUUAGUUCUGUUUGAAUUUUGCUUCUCUUAUGUAAAAUGGUAUAACCCUGUAAAGUUGUAUUGCUUACUAUUCCAAGUUCCGUUCAGAGGACCUGUGUGGCUGCCUGCAUCCCUUGUACUCUGAGGGUGAUCAACGAGAAAGAAUUUUAUUUGGAUUUUUCAAACAAGGAGAAUUAUUUCCAAA